Bacidia gigantensis is the source of this 735-nucleotide messenger RNA. RefSeq lists its product as uncharacterized. The coding region runs from base 1 to 735 and encodes 244 amino acids. Lineage: Eukaryota; Fungi; Ascomycota; Lecanoromycetes; Lecanorales; Ramalinaceae. The record is from RefSeq and is a predicted model, not a curated record. The transcript has 2 exons.
AUGUUUCAGCGAACAGCCGCUGACCUCCUUGAUAAAAUAGGUACGAUUGUCCCUGUAGCGCCUGGGCUAUUCCGAAGCAAAUGGCUCCCACGUCAAAUCGCCCAGUACGCUACUACCCAGUGCAGCGAGCUCAAGCCUCGCGAUGUUGUGGCGGAGCGCGAUUUUGGCUUUCAGAAAGAAGUUGUGGUCGAAGCCGUCAAAAAGCAAGCCCAAAAGAUUGCUAUUCCUAAACCACCGCCUAUUGACCCGCAACGAGCUACAGAGAUUCUCUCCGCCUUCCUCCCACCCCAGCUUGUAUUCCAUCGCGCGCCGAUAAAAGCACCCUCAAGUCCCUCAUCACCACUUUCGAUCAAUGCCCCUAAAGCGUCUGCUUCCGAGCCACAAACAAGCGAAUCAUCCGAGACAGCAGUCAGCCCUGCUUCUGGGGUGGCUUCGCAGUCGCCCAUAAAACCAGCUCUGCAGCCGAUCUUCGGCUCUGUCUCCCCGGGCGACGUAGCACAAUCUGUCAAGGCAUUACUCAUAGAGCAUGAAGAGGGCAAAAAGAUUAUUCUAGGGGCUGAGAAUGUCGAGAUAUUACCAGCGAAGGGAGGAGGCGGUGUGGAAGUGGACAGGGUGAAAGCCAUCGGGGAAUUCGAGGUCGUAAUUUCUGUCAAAGGUGGUGACAUGAUCAAGAGAGUACUCAGUGUGAAGGCCAUGGAAAGAGUCGGAGAGGGAGGGUUCUUGGGCUCGAGCUAG